Molecule: messenger RNA, 1767 nt
Organism: Pyricularia grisea
Lineage: Eukaryota; Fungi; Ascomycota; Sordariomycetes; Magnaporthales; Pyriculariaceae
Exons: 4
Coding region: 1-1767 (588 amino acids)
Biological process (GO): ergosterol biosynthetic process
Cellular component (GO): endoplasmic reticulum membrane
Molecular function (GO): Delta24(24-1) sterol reductase activity
Source: RefSeq, a predicted model, not a curated record
AUGUCUUCCAGAUAUUCACUACGGCAGACCCCCAGGAAAAAGGAGCUCUUCGAGGGCAUGGUCGAGACUCCUGCUCGUCGCUCCACUCGUAGAAAAUCGCAGUUCCCCGAGAACGACGGUGAUUCGAGCUCAGCCGCUGAGAGCGAAGCUGUUGCAAAGCCAGCCAACACCACGCGCCGCCGUGUACCCAAGUUCAUUGAGCACAUCGACGAAACCGCCGAGUCCGACGCUCCUUCAGAAUACUCACCCGUCUCAGCCAUCGCCCCUGAUCUGUCAACAAACGGCGACGAAAUGGCUCGGAGGAAGGUCUCGCACAACGGCGGUGUCGUUGACAACGUCAAGAUCAAGACCGAGGAGAUGUCGGAGACGGAGCCCCUCACCAAUGGCGAUUUGAAGCCAAAGGCUGUUGAUGGCUGGAUUCCCGGAACUGAUCACCGCAUCGACUCCUCCGGUUUCAAGGACUUUGGCGGACCUCUCGGUGUUACAACCAUGAUGAUAUGCUUUCCGCUGCUCAUGUACUACAUGUGGAUAGGCGCCACCUACUACAACGGCAAAUUGCCCCUGCCAGCUGAUGGCGAGAGCCUCGGUGACUUUGUCAAGAAGCUCGGCAUGUUGACAUACACUGGGGCGUUCCCCCAUUUGAAGGCCUGGGUUAUGUUUUGGACCUUUUUCAUUUUCCAGGGGACUCUCUACUGCCUCGCCCCGGGUGUCUGGGGCAAAGGCAAACCCCUUCCUCAUGAGGGCGGCAAACAGCUUGACUAUUACUGCUCAGCACAGUGGAGCUGGUACAUCACUAUUCUCACCGCGGCAGGCCUACACCUGAGCGGCCUCUUCCCGUUAUACACCAUCAUUGAUGAGUUUGGGCCUAUAAUGAGCGUCUGCAUCAUCUCGGGAUUCCUCAUCAGCUUCGUCGCCUACUUCUCGGCCAUUUCGCGUAACGCCCAGCAUCGCAUGUCGGGUUCGUUCCUGUACGACUUCUUUAUGGGUGCCGAGCUCAACCCGCGCAUGUUUGGCAUCCUCGAUUUCAAGAUGUUCUUCGAGGUCCGCCUCCCGUGGUUCAUCAUGUUCUUGACGACUCUGGGCUUGUGCGCUCGGCAGUACGAGCAGUAUGGCUACGUUACGGGCGAGGCAUACUUUGUGCUCCUGGCUCACUUUCUCUACGCAAACGCCUGCGCUAAGGGCGAGGAGCUCAUCAUCACCACCUGGGAUAUGUACUAUGAGAAGUGGGGCUUUAUGCUCAUCUUCUGGAACAUUGCCGGCGUUCCCCUGACCUACGUCCACUGCACUCUUUACCUCGCCAAUCACGACCCCUCCGAGUACGCUCACAGCAAGCCAGUCCUCGCCCUCAUGUUCAUCGGCUACCUGUUUGUCUACUGGAUCUGGGACACAUGCAACUCUCAAAAGAACCGCUUCCGCGCCAUGGAACGUGGCCACUUGGUCCCUCGCAAGUCGUUCCCCCAGCUUCCGUACCAGACGAUCCAGAACCCCCGCAAGAUUCCUACCCAUACUGGCGACUCUCUUCUGGCCGAUGGCUGGUACGGCAUGGCCCGCAAGGUGCACUACACCUGCGAUCUGUAUUUUGCACUAAACUGGGGUCUCAUCACCGGCUUUGCGAGCCCUUUCCCGUGGUUCUAUCCUGUUUUCUUCGCCGGCAUGAUCGUUCAUCGCGCAUCUCGUGACAUUGCCCGCUGCCGUGAAAAGUACGGGGCCGCCUGGGAGGAGUACGAGAAGCAGGUCCCUUACCUCUUCAUCCCCUACGUCAUCUAA